Molecule: messenger RNA, 2469 nt
Organism: Miniopterus natalensis
Lineage: Eukaryota; Metazoa; Chordata; Mammalia; Chiroptera; Miniopteridae
Gene: FANCG
Product: FA complementation group G
Biological process (GO): interstrand cross-link repair
Cellular component (GO): Fanconi anaemia nuclear complex
Molecular function (GO): protein binding
Source: RefSeq, a predicted model, not a curated record
UCCCGUCAAUUCCUUUUCUUUUCAAGACACUUUCUUCCGGCCGGGACUUUUCUGGCGUCUGUCUGGGGUACUACGACUCCCAGCAUGCAUCGCGCCGGCCUGCCCUCGGCGGAGGAAGGGGAAACGCAGCAGCCCUGGAAGGGUGGCUGCGAGGCAAGGACUGAGCCUGCGGGCGCUGUUUUCGAUAGCGAGCUCUCGAGGCCUCCGCGAGGGUCGAGCGGGUGGAACGGCGAGCAGUGCAAACUCGUCUCUCAGAUACGCUCUGGUGUUCGACCUCCGGCCCUCAGUCUUCCACACUGGUGUCCGGGCCCAGCCUCGGCCAUGUCCUGCCAGACGCCCCUGGCCACCUCAGUGCCACAAGCCAACUGCCUAGACCUGUGGAGGGAAAAGAAUGACCAGCUAGUUCGACAGGCCAAGGUUGCUCAGGACUUAGGUCUGUCUCUGAGGCGACAGCAGUUGGCUCAAGAUGCAUUGGAAGGGCUCAGGGGACUCCUCCAUAGUCUGCAGGGGCUCCCUGCAGAUGUUUUUGUUCUCCCCUUGGAAUUGACUGUCAUCUGCAACUUCACUACCCUGAGGGCAAGCCUGGCCCAGGGUUUCUCUGAGGACCAGGCACAGGAUAUCCAACGGGGCCUAGAGAGAGUGCUGGAGACCCAGAAGCAGCUGGAGCCCAGGCUGGAACAUGGGCUCAGGGGGCUGUGGAACUGUGCCCUCCAUGCUUCCUCCUCUCUCCCUGAGCUGCUCCCCACCCUUCACCAUCUGGCUGGCCUGCAGGCUGCCCUCUGGCUGAGCACUGACCAUCUUGGGGACCUGACCUUAUUGCUGCAGACCCUGAAUCGCAGCCAGAGUGGGAUCUCUGAGGAUCUGCUGCUCCUUCUAAAAACUUGGAGCCCCCCAGCUAAGGAAUCAGAUGACCUAUUGACCCUGCAGGAUGCCCAGGGCUUGAGGAAUAUCCUUCUGACAGCAUUUGCUUAUCGCCAAGGCCUCCAGGAGCUGAUUACAGGGAGUCUACCCAGGGCACUGAACAGCCUGCAUGAAGCGGCCUCAGGUCUGUGCCCAAGGCCUGUGUUGGUCCAGGUAUACACAGCGUUGGGGACCUGUCUCCGGAAGAUGGGCAAUCCACAGAGAGCUCUGCUAUACUUGGUUGCAGCCCUGAAAGGGGAAUCAAUCUGUGGUCCCCCGCUUCUGGAGGCCUCCAGGCUAUAUCGGCAACUGGGGAACACAGCAGCAGAGCUGGAGAGUCUGGAGCUUCUGUUUGAGGCCUUGAGUGUCACUCCUAGCUCUGAAGCCCCCCAUUUUCUUAUUGAGGUAGAGUUGCUACUCCCACGACCUGACCCAGCCUCACCCCUUCACUGUGGCACACCAAGCCAGGUCAAACACCUGCUAGCAAGCCGAUGCCUACAGACAGGAAGGACAGAGGACGCUGUAGAGCAUUACUUGGACCUACUGGCCCUGUUAGAUGGCUCGGAGCCAAAGUUCUCUCCACCGCCCUGCCCCCCAGGGCCAUGUAUGCCUGAGGUAUUCUUGGAGGCAGCAGCAGCACUGAUCCAGGCAGGUCGAGCUCAGGAUGCUUUGACCAUAUGUGAGGAGCUGCUGAGCCGCACAUCAUCUUUGCUUCCCAAGAUGCCCUGGCUGUGGAACAAUGCCAGAAAAGGAACCAAGGAAUCAACACACUGCCCACCCUGGGUCUCUGCCACUUUCCUGCUUCAGGGCCAAGCCUGGGUGCAGCUAGGGGCCCCAAAACAGGCAAUUAGUGAAUUUAGCAGGUGCCUUGAGCUGCUCUUCCGGGCCACACCUAAGGACAAAGAGCAAGGGCCUGCUUCCAACUGUGAACAGGGGUGUAUGUCGGAUGUGGCACUACAACAGCUUCGGGCUGCUGCUCUGAUUAGUCGUGGACUAGAAUGGGUGGCCAGUGGCCAGGAUACCAAAGCACUACAGGACUUCCUCCUCAGUGUGCAGGUGUGCCCAGGUAAUGGAGACGCUUCAUUUCACCUGCUUCAGACCCUGAAGAGGCUGGAUCGGAGGGAUGAGGUCACUGCUCUUUGGCGGAGGUUGGAGGCCCAAACUAAGUUGCCACAGGAGAAUGCUACAUGGUCUCUUCCCCUGUACCUUGAAACCUGUUUGAGUUGGAUCCGUCCUCCUGACCGUGAAACCCUUCUUGAAGAGUUUCAGACAUCUGUGCUGGAGCCUUGUGACCUAUAGCUGCCAAGUUUUGAAGAGUCUGAGCUGGGGCCCCAAUGGGCCAUCUUUCUGUGGGGAGGGCUUUCCUGGGGGCAUGUGUUUGGAACUGACCAUUCCUAUGUAAGUCUGGCUUUGGAGAGGUUGGUGAUACUCUUGCAAAAUUUUUUGGCCUAGUUAUUGCCAUCUGGUUCCAGAGGACCCCUCUCCCCACCCAACAAGUCAUUGACUUUGCUCAUGGCACCUUUUUCCCCGUUUCCCCUUUUGUUGUGUUGAGUAAAACCUCAUUAUCUA